GGCCAGAUUUUAGCGUAUAAAAGUAAUGGCAUUUUCUAGUCCCGGUAUCAAAUCAUUCGUUGCAAUCCUUCAGUGCAGAAGUGCAGUUCUCAGUUCUGUUUGCAAAGCAGCAAGUAUUCAAAUACCGAUCGUGAAAAUGAAAUCCUUCAUUGCUUUCUUUGUUAUCCUCGCCUUCGCCGCCGUCUUCGGAGCCGCCGAGGAGUCGAAAACCACUGAGAAGCGUGGAAUCUACGGAUCCCUUGGAUACGGUGGAUACAGUGGAUAUGGAGGAUAUGGAGGCUACGGACUGGGUCAUGGAUACUAUGGCGGUCUCGGCGGAUAUGGCGGCUAUGGCGGCUAUGGCGGUUAUGGCUAUCCAGGUUUACUCUCACGGCAUUUGCAAUUGGAAAUCAAACGGAAUAAUGAGCGCGUUUUGUUCACAGGAUACUCUGGUCAUGGAUAUUAUAGCGGAUUUGGACACGGUUACCCAUAUGGAGUGGGUUAUCACGGACUCCACUAAACUGAACGUGACAUGGUUCCGAUCAAAGGCAGUUCCUUUUGUCCCACCCGAUUUUACCAAGAGGCGAAGACUUUCAGACAUCCAACGCAACUUGUGUUCCGCUAAGAGUAACGAGUAAUUGGACGAAAUAUGUACAUUUGUAUUUAAAUUGUAUUACGUUUUUUAUAUACUCUCUCCGAAUAGGUACACUGUCAGUUUUUUUUUGUUUCGCAAAAUUACUGUAUGUGAACUUCUCGCGACGUUAACACUUUUCGCAUGUUACUUUUAUUUUAUACAUAGUUUUUAGAUUUUGUACAGUACAAUAAAUUUUGUAUUCAAAUCCGUA
This is a messenger RNA of Toxorhynchites rutilus septentrionalis, 824 nucleotides long. Its product is annotated as glycine-rich protein. The record is from RefSeq and is a predicted model, not a curated record. The transcript has 2 exons. Bases 26 to 499 code for a protein of 157 amino acids. NCBI's taxonomy places the organism in Eukaryota, Metazoa, Arthropoda, Insecta, Diptera, Culicidae.